UGUGAGAUUGUGACCAUGGCAGGGCAAAUAACGUUUGAUUUAGCUGGUAAAUAUAAAAUACCAGCGGUAGGAUUUGGAACUUUUGCAGCUACAGAUGAAAAAGAAUUGGAAGCUGCGUUAGAUGCAGCUUUCGAAGCUGGUUAUAGACAUGUAGACACAGCUACAAUUUAUGGCAACGAACAUAUCAUAGGAAACGUCUUGAAGAAAUGGUUUGAUUCAGGAAAAUUAUCCCGAAAACACUAUGUAGACCUGUACCUGAUACAUUUACCCAUUUGUACAUCGGGCUUUUUAGCUCAUGGGCCAGAAUCAGCCAAACCUGAGCCAACAGAUCAUGUGGCUACUUGGAAGAAACUAGAAGAACAAGUGGAUCUGGGUAGAGCGAAAUCCAUUGGAGUUUCAAAUUUUAAUAUCAGUCAAGUCAAGAGAAUUCUGGAUAAAGCAAGAAUUAAACCGGCAGCCAAUCAGGUUGAAUUGCAUGUUUUUUUGCAACAACCUGAACUGGUGAAGUUUUUAAAACAGAAUGGGAUUUUGCCCAUUUCUUAUUCUACCUUGAGCAAUCCGGGAAUCAACAAGUACUAUGAGAAGGUUGGUAGACCACUUCGAAAGAAUGCUCCAGACCUUCUGGGCAACGCCACAGUAAAAUCCAUUGCCGAAAAACACCACAAAACAGCUGGACAAAUAUUGCUGAAGUACUGGAUCCAGAAUAAUGUUCCGAUCAUUCCAAAAAGCGUCACCCCAAGCAGAAUUAAGGAAAAUAUCGACUUGUUUGACUUUUCUCUGGACGAAAAUGAUCUAAAAGCUUUGGAAAGUUUGGAUUUGGGUGAAGCAGCAAGGACGGCCACUUUCCUGUUGAGUAAAGAAUUUAUUGAGCAUCCAGAAUACCCUUUUCAAAAAAGGCCAUUACCAUAAGUUAAUAUAAGAAUCACAUAUCACACGAAGUAUUGUAAAUAUAAGUUCAUAUUAAAUAAACUUUUGGUCACGUGAUUAAGCUUGACCGGCGCAGUG
Sitophilus oryzae (rice weevil) is the source of this 1005-nucleotide messenger RNA. Its product is annotated as aldose reductase-like. Gene Ontology annotation, molecular function: aldose reductase (NADPH) activity. The coding region runs from base 16 to 909 and encodes 297 amino acids. Gene Ontology annotation, cellular component: cytosol. Lineage: Eukaryota; Metazoa; Arthropoda; Insecta; Coleoptera; Curculionidae. The transcript is spliced from 6 exons. The record is from RefSeq and is a predicted model, not a curated record.